Molecule: messenger RNA, 1972 nt
Organism: Triplophysa rosa
Lineage: Eukaryota; Metazoa; Chordata; Actinopteri; Cypriniformes; Nemacheilidae
Product: G2/M phase-specific E3 ubiquitin-protein ligase-like
Exons: 12
Coding region: 684-1505 (273 amino acids)
Molecular function (GO): ubiquitin-protein transferase activity
Source: RefSeq, a predicted model, not a curated record
CAUAUUUUAACAUUAAUUUCACCACUUUCUAUAAUAACAAGGGCAACAGAAAACAAAACAAUGUGUUAACAUCAGUAUACCUAUGUUUUCAGAUUAAAAUGUAUUGUCCUUUCUGUGGCUUCAAAUGGCCGAAUUUGACCAGAUUUUGCAGUUCAUGUGGGCGAGAUGUAUCCUUUGUAACUGAAAAAGCCCAUAGAACUGCAAGUGAUGACCUUCAUGGGUCAUGCCAGUCUUUGCUCAAAGUGACUGAUACAUGUGCCAUUCCAGCUAGUUCAUCUGUUCUCAACUUCAUGAAAUACAGAGAACUAAAAGAAAAUGAAAGGAGAACAUUUUCAAAAAGUAAGAAGAAAUCAAAGAAAACAUUGAGGAUUUCUGUUGGCAUCAUGACCAAGACCAAGAAUGGUUUCAGGCCCAUAAGAGGGAAAAACCUACUUCUACAGGUUGAACCUGAGUGGUCAUUUGAGCAACUUUUUCCAGCUGCCAUAAAAAAAACAGAAAGACUUCAAUCAAGACAUGGAAGAUGGAGAAUAUAUCUUGCUUUAUCCUGAUGGCUCUCAGAUAAAAAAAUAUACCUGGGACUGACACACCUUUUCCCAUUGGGCAAUACAAAGAGGCCAUUGGAAAAGCUUAUCAGAGGAUCACACUGUACAUCUGCAUGCUUGAGGACUUUUUGUCCAAGAGUCAUGAAGAUGAAUCCGUUUCAGAAGAUGAGGAUGACGUUGUUGUUAGUGUGCCAUCCAAUAUGUCACCCCUUUCUGACACAGUGGUCAACCAUAACAUCAGAAUUAUCUGAGGCAUCAACAUCCCAGUCAUCUAAUGUGCAAGCCAAGAGUGCAUCCCAACAGAUGUCCACCUCAGUGACUCCAUGCACCUCACUGACUCCAUCCACAAGUGGCUUCUACAAUACAUAUACCAAUAUCUAUGCACCUGUCAUUAUUGACAGCAGUUCUUCAGAUCUUGAAGAUGUAGAGAAAACACAAGAGAAAGACUGUGAUGGACAAGAUGGGCCUACAGCUGCAGACAUAGUAUCAAAUCUAGCACAUUGUCUUAACAGAAAGUCCUGUAACAGAUUUAACAUGAACAGGGCCAAUGUCUGGGAUGGUGCUGAUAGAGGUUUUAGGCGUUCCUCAUUUGACCCCACCUGCAGCAUGUUGGUGAAAUUCACUGACGACGUUGGGCUGAUGGAGGAGGCCCUGGAUACUGGGGGGCCUACUCGAGAGUUUUUAACCCUGUUGAUGGAUGCCAUCGAAACAAGGAGAGUUUUUGAAGGCAAAGACAAUGCAAAAUACCUCUCGUUUGACUGUCAAGCUGCAGAAGACAAUGAAUAUUUUCACAUUGGAAGAAUGAUUGCGGUGUCUAUUGUCCAUGGAGGUCCAGGGCUGUGUUGUCUUUCCCCAAACUUCUUCCUUUACCUCAUUGGUAAAGAAAAGAAAACAGAGGCAACAAUUGAGGACAUACCUGAUGAUGAAGUCAAGAAGGCCCUCCUUGAGAUUUUUUCCCAAUAGAUAAAAGAUGCUACAUCACUGAAUGAACUCUGGGAACUCACAGAAAAGCACUCUAGCAUGCUUCAGACAGCAGGCUGCUAUCGAUUCAUGAGGAAUCUGGAGGAUAAGAAAAGAAUAGUUGAUGAAUAUAUCCAGUGGUAUUUUAUCAACCGAAACCAUCUUUCAAUCCACAGAUUCAAAGAUGGACUAGCAACAUUGAAUUUUUUCAACGCUUUGGAACAGCAUCCUUUACUUUUCUUCUCAUUCAUGUGCUACACUGAGACCAAGCUCACAGCUGUUGCUGUGGAAAAAAUCUUCCAUGUGCAGUUGAGUCCACCUGGAAGCAAUGACCGCCAUGAAGAGGCCAGGGUACUGAGCUACUGGCGAGAUUAUCUGCUUUAUGUAAGAAAAAGCUAGUCCUACUUUGAAGGAUGUCCUUAUGUUUGGAACUGGGCUAAAGGAAGUUCCUGCUGGAGCAAUACAGCCAC